GUGGACUUAACAACAAACUAGCUUUUGAGCACAGGCUAUAUCUUAGACUGCCAAGCCAUGAGCGGCUUUGAAUGUAAUAAGUAAUGCCUUGAAUUCAAUGCUAAAUCUAACUGGUAAGGGACGGUCCAUUUAACUUUUGAGGGGAGGGGGGGGGUCGAUGAUUUUGAAAAAAAAAUCCUGCAAGCCAUCUUAACCAAAAAUAAAAGUCGUGCACAACAUAUGGACCUGAAAAAAAAAUCUUGCACCACCCUAAGCCCCCCAAAAAUGUUGUACUUCUACAAUUCAUCGAGUCUAAACUUUGAGAACAUACUUAUACCAAAAGCCUGAAUAGUGUGAUAUUGCAGGCUACGUGACCAACUAUAUGCAUUAGACUUUUAAAUCCCAAGCAGGAAUAUAGGUAAAAUAUGAACAGAAAGGGACAAAAAUAAUUAAUUUUGUCUCAUUUUUAUUUCCAACAAGAAACUAAACUUAAAUCUAACUACAGUAAAUGUUUGUCUAUUAUAUAGUAAUCUAAUAUAUGUCAUAAUCCUAUGAAAGCAAUACCAUGUAUCAAUUAUAUUUUCUGUUGGUACCUCAACUCGUUUGUAUUUUAAAAUUAGUGCUAAAAUAUUCAACUUUAAUAGAGUAAUGGAAGAGAGGCUCAAACUGGGGAGUGCUAAAAAACGAAUUAAGAUGAGGAUUAAAAAUUAUUUACUUUGUACUUUUUAAAAUAUGGCGAAAAAAAUCCUGCAAAGAUACAUACAAAAAAAAUCCCUGCACACCACCAAGAGAGAAAAGAAAUAUCCUACCCAAAAGCCACGAAGAAGAAAAAAAAUCUUGUUCACAAGAAAUCAUCCCCCCACCCCGCGUCUAGUUACCGUUAAUUAGAUAUCACUUUAUGCAAUACAGGGGAAUCCCCUGCACAUGUUGACAAUAAUAUUAUUUAUGAGUUGACAAUAAUAUUAUUUAUGAAUAAGAACGCCAUGAGUGAUCGAGGCACACAUGAUGAAAAGGGACUAUGUAUUAUAAGUUUCUGUUUGAUAUAUUUUAGGAUACACAUCUUAUUUAGACCCUAACCCAAUGCAGCCUAAAGUUUAGUGCGCCAGCACACGGAUGACUUCAUUUUCCCUUUCGGCUCCUAACAACACGUCACGAGAUAUUUACGAUACAUAAAAACUCGUUUUCCCCAACAAUUCAGAACAUUUCGUAAUAAAAAUUUUAACCAGCAGCUAUUUAUGUAACAUGAUAGACUAAUAUGCGACACUAAUUUUACGAUAUAUUUUGAUGUCUUUGAUUGAACAGUGGCUGUGGCCUGUGCUAUCGGAGCGUCACAUGAUAACAAUCGAAACUCGUGUGACAGCCGCGAUGACUUGACUGACUGAUCCGUAUUACACCGGAAUUUCGUAGAAAGCCUGGUAGAAAGUCAUCACAUAUAAGUCGUUCACAAAGAUGAAUCUACUUUUGUGAAAACUUUAAGAGCAAUUAAUGUCGUCUUAAAAAGAUCGACGCAUUUAACACAAGACCCUGCAGAAAAAGUCCAGAAGAAUUACAAUUUUGUAGAAAGAAUGGGUUGCUCAAUGAGUAGGUGCUGUGAAGAUGAUGACUAUGGGUAUGUUACAAAUACGAGCAAUCGUCCAAUCGCACAAAUGUGCGCACCAGGCAACUUAAAGUUUGCCGAUUAUGGCGACAAAAUUGUCUUGUAUGUCAACUUUGGGGAAUUAUGCUCGCCGUGCAGACUUGCCGAUGAUGAUAUAAAUCAUACAGGAGCGUUAGAGAGAGCAAGACAAGCUGUAUCAGAUGAAAAUACGURUCGCGGCCAGCGUAGAUAUCAAUUGGAGGUGUUAAUAGCAAAUCAAGUUUGUGAGUUGGUUAAACUACACCCUGCUGUACAAGAUAGUAAUACUUACAAGGCUGCUUUAACAAUUCCUCUUAAUUGCAACAGUCUGGAUGAUGGGGAACCUGUUCCAGUGAGAUUGCCGUAUACAUGUAUCACCUAUGAUUUUUCUGAUGGACAGCAAUACAGAGAAAUGACAGAGAAUGAAAUCAGUCAGGGAUAUUUGGUUUACUUUCGUAAGUUUGUACACAAAUUAUUUUACUGCAGCAGUCACUGCAAUAUUAUCAUAAUAGAAUGAUUAUAUUACUGGGACACAAUUUAUUUCCUUUUUAACUUGAAGAUUGCUAAGCAAUCGAAGAGUUUUUAGACGGGGACGAACUGUCACUCACCAAGUCACUCAUUCAGUCUCUUUCCUGUAAACUUGAGCUUGCGUUACUUAUGUUCAGAAUUAUUAAUUUAUCCUAAUUGUUUUAUAGUAAUUUAUUCACUAAUUUUCUGCUCCCUGUUUCCCUGUGCUAAUAUUUCAUUGAAUUUAUUUAUUUUCUGGAAAUAUGGACUCAUAUGGGUCUAGAACCUGGGCCCGUUGGGUUAGAAAUCAAAGGCACUACUACUCGGCCAUGUGUGCUAAUGUUAAACAAUAGCGACUAGACUUGUCUUUUAACUGACAGGCACUUGACCCUGCUUGUCUAGAAUUGAAGUU
Exaiptasia diaphana is the source of this 2513-nucleotide messenger RNA. RefSeq lists its product as uncharacterized. The transcript has 3 exons. The record is from RefSeq and is a predicted model, not a curated record. Lineage: Eukaryota; Metazoa; Cnidaria; Anthozoa; Actiniaria; Aiptasiidae. Bases 1545 to 2111 code for a protein of 188 amino acids.